UCAGCUCUCAUUUGCUAACAAAUGAUGCAAUUACACAAUUAUUGUGAGCAUUCUAACGUCACUUAUUAUUCACGAAAGGAGGCUGCAAGGCUGAGAAGGAACGACGGCACCACCUGGCCCAACCCAAAUGUAGAAUUAGUCCCUGUUGUGUUUUAUGCUGAUGUUCUGCUGUUAAUGCACAGUUUCUGCAGUAGGACACUGAAUCAGGGUACUGCAUUGCCUAUUCAGCUUCACAAUGUUGAACACUUCAGCGAACGCCACCAGCAACAAAGGACCUCCACUGUGGUACAAGUACGAAGUGUGUGCCGUGGCUCCCUACGGCUUUAUUUUCUACUACGGCGUCAAGGUGUUCAACCUGGUGGUGGGCACGCCUUGUAACGGCCUGGUCAUUUGGCAGCAAGCCACCAGAAAGAGCGACGCAUCCACUUCAGACAUCUUCAUCCUUAAUCUGGCUAUUCUGGACGCCUACUUCUGCCUGAUGAUGCCCACCGAGCUGCUCAACACGCUGCUGCUGGACGAUACUCACAUUUGGUACUUGCAGAAGUUUGCGUACGGCGUCAAGGACACGGGAGUACUCUUUUUGGUGUGUAUCUGCCUUGACCGCUACACAGCCGUGGUGCACCCUGUACUGUUCACCAGCAUCCGAGACAACAAAAUCCGCAUUGGGAUAUCGGUGGUGGUCUGGGCUGUGAUAGUGGCCUACGCCCUCACCAAGUCCAUCCUGGGAUCUAUGAGCGUCAACUCUGUAUUCAGUGGCGUCAUCCUCUUUGCCUUCACCGUCAUGGUCCUGUGCAAUAUCUCCAUCAUCUGGGUCCUGCGUCGCUCCGUGGCGGGUAAAGAGGUGAUGCACCCGGCUAAGAAGAAAGCCCUCAAGAUGGUGCUAAUCAUCCUGGUCAUCAUCGUGGUCAACUACCUACCACCGGUGCUCAUGCCCUUUGCGCCCUACUACUCUUUAGUGGAGUUCCGCUGCCAGAUUAGCAUCAGCGUCUUCUCCAUCAUGGACCUUAGCUGCAGCAUUGAGCCGCUUCUGUACGUCACCAAGAUGAAUUGCGUGGGAGCCAGGUGCUGUGGAUGCUGCGUUGCUAGGAAACCGCACCAUGUCAAUGUCUGAUAAAGCUGAGUCGUCAAUAAGAUGAGUUACCCAUUGUCACUUUAUCCGAACCACUUAAUUGGGUUUGCAUGGUUAAAUACUUGGUACAGUCCACUAACACCUAUAAUUUAUUAAAAUUCUCUAACAUGGUUUCCAACUGUAUUUUAAUGACAACGUCAUGUUGAAGGGUUAACACUUCUGGGUAAUUUUGGCAUACGCUUCCUCCACACUCUGCAAAGAUUCUUCUGGCCCAUCUUCUGAUGUGACAUAACCCGGAUACAAGCGGAAGAAUUGAUGAUGUGCUGAUGGAGCUGUGUCAUCUCUCUCCCUGCAAGACGAUGGCUGCAGCAGUGGUAUUAACUUUGCAUGAGCAUAAUCAAUCUCACACCCCUCAAAUAUGAGCCCAACUCCCCAGGCACCUAAGCCCUUCUCCAGAAGGUGAGACACCUUCCGAGCGGCCACCACCAGCCCCUCGUAGUCGUUCCUAUUCAGGCGAAAUAUGUCUGAUGUCAAAGGACGGCGUGGAACGAGU
Messenger RNA from Doryrhamphus excisus (bluestripe pipefish), 1622 nucleotides. NCBI's taxonomy places the organism in Eukaryota, Metazoa, Chordata, Actinopteri, Syngnathiformes, Syngnathidae. The record is from RefSeq and is a predicted model, not a curated record.